GCCUCUAUUGCAUUUCGGUGGAUGAUGGACAGGCUCGUGUAUCAUGACGACGAUGUAAGCACGUUGUGCAGCAAGUACACAGAGAGAACUCCUAGCAGCGUCCUGACUAUAUCUGACAAGGAGAGGAGAGCUCUAUGUGCGGCUGAUCUGAUGAGCAGGGUGUCCAACGUCAGCAUCCGCCACUUGAAUGAACGCCCGGUGUCACCUAUACACACACAGCACGUCGACACAUGAUCAUCUGCACGCACCUGCCUGUCUGCCUGCCCACCGAGUGUGUAGCAGUGGCUGAGUGCGAUUCUGUAUUGCUUAGCGAAGCCCUCACACCGAGUCUGAUCCAAAUACUCGGUGAUCGUCGCAUUUGGGGAAUUAGAGUCCUAUCACACACACACAUGCACAGACAGCACACACAGACACAGACGCAGACACAGACACAGACACAGACACAGACACAGACACACAGAGACAGACAGACAGACACGAUACAUCCAUGUCUCUGGCUGCCUUCUCACACUCUCACCGAUCCCAGUGAAUAUCUCUCUGCGCCACUGGCGAAUCGGAGACACUCGCCGUCGGCCGGGUAGACAUAUUCUAUAAAGGGGAUUCCACUACAGUCCACAGACUCAAAAAAUGAUUGCUGCAACCGGCGUACAUUGGAACACCUGCACACAGACACAGACAGACAGACAGAACCAUUCCUCUCUGUUCCACCCACCCAUCCGCCCACGCCCAUCCCGACUAACUCACUGUGUGUUGCAGGUGGGUGAUCUGUCGAGCAGCGAGUACACGGCAUAGAUGUUUUCAGAGGGGAGCAGCACCGAGCACGUCCCCACGACGGGCUUGAUGACGGCCGUCGUCGUCACGCAGUGGUCCGAGUACAGCCGCACCUCCACCUGCGCCGUCACGCCAUAGGAGGGGGGCACUGACACGACCACAGAGUAGGCCGACGAGGUAUUAGACGCCCCUGGGCCAGCAGCAGCAGCAGGAGCAGACGGUGACGCCGUCGCAUUACUGCCAGCGAGUGUUGAGACGGCAGGUGGGCCGUCCGCUAUCGUGUUGGCAUAGCACGUGGUGGGGAUCAUCCUGACAGAGGACGGAGACGCCAGGGGCUCCUGGCAACGGUUCUCUGCGAAGAGAGCGGCCUGGAUGUCGUAGAGCUGCGGCGCGGCGCUCUUUAGCAGUGCAAAACUGCAGAACAAGGAUAGAGCACGGCCCCGACUGAUGAUAAGGCGCAUCUGAGAGGAGAUUGGCUGCGGAAACCGGGGGAAAAGAGUCGAG
Vitrella brassicaformis is the source of this 1275-nucleotide messenger RNA. The record is from the annotation of a GenBank genome assembly. Lineage: Eukaryota; Vitrellaceae.